ACAUUCACUGUUUUUUCUAACAUGUGUUUCUUCUUUGAGUUUUUUUUUUUAGUCUUUCUUUAAGUAUAGAAAAAUGGAUAGUUGAAUUGAAUGAUUUUGUGUGUGAAACUUGCAAUCGAUAAUUUGAAAGAUAUUGGCAUUGAGAAUCUGUCAUUUGAAUUUCUUUCUAAACGCUGCUUAGGCGAACUUGGUAUGGGAGUUGUGACCGUUUCUAGCUCAGCUGCUCGGUCUCCACUAGGAUUGAAUACAAAGUUUUCAACUCACCAUACUGUAUUGAAGAGACCGAUAAUUGUAGCAUUUAAAGGAGAUAAACAGAAUGACACAGCUUUGGUUACAACUCAAGAGAAAAUUCCGACGCAAGUUAAAACAAAGACGCACAAAAAAAGGAUAGCGAAAACCAAUAAACUACCUAAGAAAGAAAAAGCUGUCUUCACUGAGGAAAAUUUUCCUUCUUCAUUGGAUGUGGACUACAACGAAGCUGCUGCCAUACUUGAAAAUAUAUACAAACUUAGUCCGCCAUCCGAUGCAUUUGAUGUAGAUUAUAUAAAAAGUAAGAUCAAAAGAGUCUCUCGAAGGGGUAAGAAGAUCGAUGAUGUAAGUAAAGAGGAGUUAAACGAUGAUAGGGUGGUUAGAAGCCAGAAAACAAAAGCCAAACGGAUGAAUCUUGAUGAGAGGAUUGCGUUAAAAACAACCGACAAUAGUGAAGAUGUCAUUCCAACUAGGAAAAAAAGAAAUGGAAGGAAUAGAAUUGAGAAGAUUGACGAACUUCUUAGGGAAUAUUCAGCACCAGCUAGUUUGGUCAGUCUGGACUGGAAAAAAAUGAAAAUACCUCCAGUUCUUCCUAAUUCCGAGCAUGCAUUUUUGUUCAAGUUGAUGCAACCGAUGAAGGCACUUCUUCAAGUGAAAGACGAUUUAGAGAAGGAGCUAUCAAGAGAACCUACAGAGGAGGAAAUAGCUGAUGCAACAAACAUGCGCACUACUAAAGUAAAGAAAGCAAUAGAGGUUGGUCGAGCUGCAAGAAACAAGCUGAUAAAGCACAACCUCCGGCUUGUCUUGUUCGUGAUCAACAGAUACUUUUCCGAUUUUGCUAAUAGCCCGAGGUUCCAAGAUCUUUGUCAGGCAGGAGUUAAGGGACUUAUAACAGCAAUUGAUCGUUUUGAGCCAAACCGGAAAUUUCGGCUUUCAACCUACGGUUUGUUUUGGAUAAGACAUGCUAUCGUUCGUUCCAUGACCCUUUCAAGCUUCUCGCGGGUUCCCUUUGGACUUGAGUCGGUUAGAGCAGAGAUCCAAAGAGCUAAAAGUGAGUUAACAUUUAAGCAUCAAAGGCCACCAACGGAGGAAGAAAUAAUAGAAAGAGUUCACAUAUCCCCUGAAAGAUACCGUGAUGUAACGAAGGCAUCACAACCUAUUCUUUCACUGCAUUCGAGACAUAUAACCACGGAAGAAGAGUUUAUCAAUGGUGUCGUUGAUGAUGGCGGUCUUGAUGGUGAUAAUAGGAGGCAACCUGCUUUACUAAGGCUUGCUCUUGAUGACGUGCUUGAUUCGCUGAAGCCUAAGGAGAACUUGGUGAUCAGACAGAGAUUUGGACUUGAUGGUAAGGGUGACAGAACAUUGGGAGAGAUUGCGUCAAACUUGAACAUCUCUAGAGAAAUGGUGAGAAAGCACGAAGUCAAGGCUCUCAUGAAGCUCAAACUUUCAGCUCGAUUGGAUUAUCUUCGUCGUUAUGUUGUAUAAAUCAGCUAAUUUAUAUGAUUCUGUUACAGAAACACUUGUGCUUGUGGUUAUUCGACCUUACCUAGUCACAAAGUAGAGUGAUGAUUCGCAUCACCGGCCAUUUAAAUACUCACAAUCAUGAUCAUAUUUCAUAAGUAAUUUGUAUACUAUAGACUUGAAAUUGCACAAUGUACAUAAUCACCUACACGUUACAUGUAAUGUGUCUUCUUUCGAUG
This is a messenger RNA of Trifolium pratense (red clover), 1949 nucleotides long. RefSeq names its product RNA polymerase sigma factor sigE, chloroplastic/mitochondrial. Gene Ontology annotation, molecular function: DNA-binding transcription factor activity. Lineage: Eukaryota; Viridiplantae; Streptophyta; Magnoliopsida; Fabales; Fabaceae. The transcript has 6 exons. Gene Ontology annotation, biological process: regulation of DNA-templated transcription; DNA-templated transcription initiation. Bases 91 to 1734 code for a protein of 547 amino acids. The record is from RefSeq and is a predicted model, not a curated record.